AUGAAGACGAUAACAAUGUCAUGGGUUGAUGAUGAACCUCAAACUGAAUCUACGCAGAGAAGAACAACUCGCCCGAGUCUACCCACACAUGUCCCUUCAAACCUCAGAAACAGCGUCACCGGUCGUAAUGUCUUUGUCAAGCCAUUUGGUUUCACCACCGAUUCAUCAGACAGAUUCAACCGAGCAGUUUCAAGUCUUGGCCGAGGCCGAGGCAGAUUUUUUCAUUGUUUUGCUAUUGACUUUUUGUAA
Messenger RNA from Ilex paraguariensis (yerba mate), 249 nucleotides. The record is from the annotation of a GenBank genome assembly. Lineage: Eukaryota; Viridiplantae; Streptophyta; Magnoliopsida; Aquifoliales; Aquifoliaceae.